GCACCGCUUACUAGUACGUAAAUCGAUAUCUAUGUCAAGUACAAGCUGCCCCUCGUGAUUUACAUACUUCAACUGUCACGGUAAGUUUGGGAACACGAGGACUACGCCAGGCAGUGCUGUUACGAGGCAGUGUGACACGCCACGAUCGUCAGCGCUGCCAGUACAGGCUGCGCACCGCCUAGUACAUACGCGACUAAAUUUACCAUGCCCCUUCCCAGCUGCGCUACUAAACAUGUGGCCGUGAAAUGACAAACCAAGCCCCAUUUUGUAUUUCUGUUCUUCUUUCUUACUUUACAUUCAAGUUGUUCAUCCUUUGACUUCUGUGGCUACGUCAGGAGUCCAGGACCCCCUUUUAAUGGCUCCAAGCACCCUGCCGAACAGAUUUCGGAAAUUUCGUCUCAUUGUUCUCGCUCUUGCCUCGAUUAUUUCCCUAGCAUGGUCCAUCAUCAUUGCCGUUUAUAUGGCCAACAACUGGUCAAGCUACAAUUCCGGCCAGCGCGGAUUACUCUUCGGUCUCAUUAUUGUUGACUUCGUUGGUUCGAUUUUGUUGUAUCUCAUGAUUGUUGUACAAUAUCGAUUUUGGCCUGAUGCUGUGCGAACAGCAGUACUCCUGGGUCUUCACGUCGCCGGUGCCGUGGUUUUCAUGAUGCUCAGCCCCAAUUUUCCCUGCCCCGCUUUCGGCUCAACUGAAAAUUGUCACAUCAUGACAAUAACCGUCAUCACAGGAUCUUGGGUUAUUUCCGCACUAAUGCUUAUGUAUGCCAUCUGCCUCCCUGUUGUGGCCUUCAUCCCUCGCACACCCACCCCAACUCAAGCUGAUGAUUUGGAGAAUCGGCCUGAUAUUGCGGAGGUCAAGGACGAUAUGCGCAAAUCUCACGCGUCGUCCGCGUCUCACGCAGGGCUCUUGAAAAACCAGGAGGGGAUGUCUCCUGAUGUCUCUGCAUCCGAGCUCCCAGGUCCCCUCGAAAAGCCCGCCGCUCGCAAUGUCCGUAGCAAUACAUCGUCAUUUUCUUCGUUGCAAAUUUCACAACAAGCAAUGGGUGAUGGUCGCAUCAAAUUGGAGACGCCGAUCACUACUUCAGUCUACUCUGACGCAUCUCCCCGGUUUAGUGUUGCGAAAACAAUUCUUGCAUCAGACAACGCUGAUAGAAGCCUGAACUCAUCUGGCUCAUCAUCUCCGGCACAAUACCCACGCCGCUCGCAUUCGAUUCAGUCACCCCCUUUGCCUGACCGCUUCAUCGGCGAGUCUUUAGAUGCCAAUCGUGAUUCAGUGGCCAGCAGCUUCUAUGGGUCGACUUAUGAAUUCCCCAUGGUUUCCGAACCCCUUGCUGAGGCACCUCAUCGAACCCCGAGUAUGAUCACCGGAAGUUCAGCGUCAGUGUAUUCCCAAAGCACAAUACCUGCUCGUGCCAAAUCUACAUCACCUAAUCGGCUGGCAUACGCGUCGGCCGCCAACGCAAGUCAGACUCAGCAGAGCAGUCUGCUUACAUCAUCGUCGAUGCGACACUCCCCCGGUCAUCUAUCUGUACAUUCGAUGAUGACCACCGUCCACGAUCAUGGGGAGCAUCAAUUUGCAGGAGCUGAUUACAACACUUCGAGCAAUGGCUUUUUGUCCCCCCCGCUGACUGCCCUUCCUACUCCACGAUUCUCCGCAGGGUCAAGUCAACCCACAUUCGAACUUCACCUUUCCGAUGUCCCCAAGAGAGAUUCUAAAGAAAAGUUAACAGAUGUUCCUCGGGAUGUAGUGCGAGAUCCUGUUCAGCCUUCUCUCCUAGCGCGACCCAGCUUGCAACACGUUCGCACUGAUUCUACGAAUUCUAUUGUCGAUGUGGACGAGUGGAGGAGGCUUGUGCUUAGUGCUGCUGGACGGUAGCCAUGAUGAUCUUGGACAUUCACUUACAGUAAUCUACAAGAGGAUUGGCAUUUUAGGGUCUGUCUAUAUGACCUGCCCAGCAAGUUUUUAGCGCUGUCUUGUGAUCCAUUACUGUAUUGGUUUCCUUAUGAGGAUGACGUCAGACGCUUCCUUAUAAUUAUGGACUCUCUUCGAGCUCGUACAUAAUUACCCUUU
Suillus paluster is the source of this 2068-nucleotide messenger RNA. RefSeq lists its product as uncharacterized. The transcript has 9 exons. Bases 356 to 1873 code for a protein of 505 amino acids. Lineage: Eukaryota; Fungi; Basidiomycota; Agaricomycetes; Boletales; Suillaceae. The record is from RefSeq and is a predicted model, not a curated record.